This is a messenger RNA of Aspergillus versicolor CBS 583.65, 852 nucleotides long. RefSeq lists its product as uncharacterized. The transcript is spliced from 2 exons. Gene Ontology annotation, biological process: regulation of DNA-templated transcription. Lineage: Eukaryota; Fungi; Ascomycota; Eurotiomycetes; Eurotiales; Aspergillaceae. Bases 73 to 771 code for a protein of 232 amino acids. The record is from RefSeq and is a predicted model, not a curated record. Gene Ontology annotation, molecular function: zinc ion binding; DNA-binding transcription factor activity, RNA polymerase II-specific.
CUGGGGAAUAAUCCCGCAUAAUAAAUAAGGAAUAUAUCGAGUCUACCUGGCCAAUCUAAUCUAUUAAUCAUUAUGGUCACCGAAAAGUGUCUCAAGAGACAGCGAGUUUCCAAAGCGUGCGAGAAAUGUCGCAUACUCAAGGCAAAGUGCGAUGGACAGCAGCCUGUGUGCGGCCGUUGCACGGGCUAUGGUUUUACCUGCGUGUGGUCCAGGAGUAAGGGUCGCUCGAGUCUGCAGCCAGGGGAUCAGACAACUCUGCGGUCCAUAGUCGCGUCCUACGAGGCCCUGGUCACGAACCUGAAAGAAAGGCUGGACGAGCGCCAGCGGUCAGAGAUAGAGGCCUCGCAUGCCUAUAUCCAAAGCCAUCUUCCUCUGCGACUCUCGUCCAGUACCGAGUCCCAGGCGUCCGAAUCGAGUCUCCCUAUUACCCAUACAUACGUCGGCACUGCCAGCGACACGUACUUCUUCAACACAAUCAAACAUGCCAUGAGCGCAAAUCUGGAAACCUCUAAAUAUCGCACUCCAGGCACAGAGCGGUACGACCAGCCGGAUUCACUGCGAGGGAUCCCCCGAAUCCGUAAGCCGCUGAAGCUGCCCUCUGGCAAGCUGUGCCACCAGUAUCUCGACAUCUUCUUCUCGACUAUUCAUUGCGCAUUCCCAUUUCUCAGCCGAGCCACCGUGGAAGAGCGGCUGGAAAGAAUAUUUGCCGAGGGCGCCAGUGACACAGAUCCAUCCUGGACUGCGCAGUUGAGUAUAUCUCCCCAAAGUUGAUACCUGAUUAUUGCCAACCCUGUCUUCCAAGGCUUCCUCUUCGCUAUCGGCGCUUGUUAUACGUCUCUCACGGAGUCGGCC